AUGGUGCAGCGCCUGACCUACCGGAAGAGGCACAGCUAUGCCACCAAGUCCAACCAGACGCGGGUCGUCAAGACCCCAGGUGGUAAGCUAGUGUACCAGUACACCAAGAAGAGGGCGAGCGGCCCCAAGUGCCCUGUGACCGGGAAGAAGAUCCAGGGGGGGUAUUCGAUAUCUCUGUUUGUAUGGUGGAUGAAUUGGAUUCUUGUGCUUGGGUAUUAUUUAUGUGUGAUUCCCCACCUCAGGCCUACUGAAUACAAAAGAUCAAGGUUGUCUAGGAACCGCAGGACUGUGAACCGUCCCUAUGGUGGAGUGCUCUCUGGAACUGCAGUGAGGGAAAGGAUCAUCCGCGCUUUCUUGGUUGAGGAGCAGAAGAUCGUGAAGAAGGUGUUGAAAAUACAGAAGACCAAGGACAAGACGACCUCAAAGUAA
Messenger RNA from Triticum turgidum subsp. durum (durum wheat), 429 nucleotides. NCBI's taxonomy places the organism in Eukaryota, Viridiplantae, Streptophyta, Magnoliopsida, Poales, Poaceae. The record is from the annotation of a GenBank genome assembly.